AAAAAAAAGUUAGUUUGGGAACAGGUCUCUCUCUCUGCCCARCUCACAGGAAGCCUACUGUAGACCUAGUCUGAACAAAGCACGAGGUAGACUAGCCACAGARUCAUCGGACCAUCCCCCUGCGAACCCACAAACAGACCAGUCUGCGUUCUAGAAAACCCUCUCACUCAAGCAGCAGCAGUGGUACUGGCAGUACGAGCACGGCCCCACGGUUCCUCCUUCAGUCUCCACAGGCAAACUCCGUUUUCACACCGGCUGCCUACUCCAGGCAUGGCUGACGGCUGUACCCAGUCAUGGCACUGCGACAUUACACCCUCGACUUCAACCUCUCAGCGCCAGCUGACUGUCCUUCGACUGUGCGUGGGCUGCAGUCUAUAUUUCAAGAGCAGGAAAUGACAGAGACUGUCCAUGACACUGAGGGACAUGGAUACCUUGCUACCUUCAUUGGCAAGAAUGGCAGGUUGGUUAUUCUGCGUGUGCACUCCCAAGGUCUGGUUACCGUUGAUCUGCAGUGUUGUGAAGGAGAUAACAUUGCACAAGUAGAUAAUCUUUUGAAUGCACUGGAAAAGAAGCUAAAAAGUCUCCUACAUGGAAACAUUAGGAGGGUCAAGAGGCUCCCAGCUCUGACACGAGGUGCAGCUGUUGAUCGAUACUGGCCCACAGCCGAUGGCAGACUGGUGGAGUAUGACAUUGAUCGGGUUGUAUACGAUGAGGACUCUGCAUACCAGAACAUAAAGAUCUUGCACUCACAGCAGUUUGGCAAUAUCCUGAUUCUCAAUGGGGAUGUUAAUCUGUCAGAGAGUGACCUGCCCUACACCCAGGCCAUCAUGGGCAGAGGGAAAGAGAACUAUGCAGGGAAGGAGGUGCUGAUCUUAGGAGGYGGUGAUGGAGGAAUCCUCGCUGAGGCCGUCAAACUCAAGCCAAAGAUGAUCACCAUGGUGGAGAUCGACCAAAUGGUGAUUGAUGGGUGCAGGACGCACAUGAGGAAGGCAUGUGGGAGUGUUCUGGACAACCUGAAGGGAGACUGUUACCAGGUGUUGGUAGAAGACUGUGUUCCGGUUCUGAAAAAGUAUGUUGAGGAAGGGAAGACGUUUGAUUACGUCAUCAAUGACCUCACAGCAGUUCCUAUCUCCACAGCGCCAGAGGAGGACUCUACAUGGGAGUUCCUACAGCUUAUCUUGGAUCUUUCAAUCAAAGUACUGCGUCCUACUGGGAAGUACUUCACACAGGGAAACUGUGCAAAUCUGACURAGGCACUGGCUCUCUAUGAGGAACAGCUUGGAAGGCUCUCAUGUCCUGUGGACUUUUCCAAGGAGGUGGUGUGUGUGCCCUCUUAUAUGGAACUGUGGGUUUUCUACACCGUCUGGAAGAAGUAAAGAGCUCCCUCUCUCCCCUUCAAGCCCUGCCUGCCGGAAUGUGAAAACUGUCCCCCAACCCAUGAUCCGCUAUCGCACUGAGGGGAGAUAUGACCCCCCCCCC
Salvelinus sp. IW2-2015 is the source of this 1479-nucleotide messenger RNA. It is a transcript of the gene sms, whose product is annotated as spermine synthase. Gene Ontology annotation, molecular function: spermine synthase activity. Gene Ontology annotation, biological process: spermine biosynthetic process. The record is from RefSeq and is a predicted model, not a curated record. Lineage: Eukaryota; Metazoa; Chordata; Actinopteri; Salmoniformes; Salmonidae.